Adineta ricciae is the source of this 1938-nucleotide messenger RNA. The record is from the annotation of a GenBank genome assembly. NCBI's taxonomy places the organism in Eukaryota, Metazoa, Rotifera, Eurotatoria, Adinetida, Adinetidae.
AUGCUGUCAACACAUUGUCCUGCAGACAAACAACAUCCCUUACGGAAUGUAUUUAUGAACAAAAAGCCAUCGAAAUCAAAUAGUACACAACGUGUGACACUAGAACCACAAGCAACAAAAGUGAAUGUAAACGAAAAACUACUACCGAGUGAUUCAACGAUGUCUCCAUCUGUACCUCUAUCGAUAGAAAAUAAAAGUCGAAUGUCGUAUCAAUCGAUUCGACUGUGGUUACGUUUAUUUAUUGUUAAUGAUCUUACAACAAUUCUUAUAUUAUUUAUUUGGUUACUGAUCAAUAUUGCUCUGUUUUUGGGACAAUUUUUCAAUUAUCAUCAAUCCCGUUCGUAUUUUUACUUACGUGCAUUGAUUCACGAUGGACUCAGUCUUGCCCGAGCAUCGGCGUUAUGUUUAAAUUUCAAUUGUUUUCUCAUUCUUCUACCUGUUUGUCGAAAUCUGCUUUCACUCAUUCGAUAUGUUCUACCACGGUGUAUAACACAAUCACGUUUCCGUCGUUUGACGAUACGUCUGUUCGAUCAGCAUAUUGGCUUCCAUCGUUGUGUUGGCUAUGCGAUCUGUUUCUGGUCUUUAUUACAUGUUGGAGCACAUAUUUACAAUUAUGAACGUUUGAUAGAUGUUCACAACGAUUAUCAGUCUUUGUCCUCCGUUUUGAAUUUAUUAUAUUUACAAUCGUCCGAAUCUCAAGUGAAUCCGUUCGAUCGAGUUAAUCCAAAUGGUUUAGGCGUUGGCGCAAUGUUAAGUACAACGCCAGGAGUGACGGGAGUCAUUCUCUGUGUUUGUUUAUUGGUGAUAUUUAGCUCGUCAACAGCACUUAUUCGUCGGUCGUUCUACGAAAUCUUCUGGUUUGCUCAUCAUCUCUUCGUUGUUUUCUUCAUUUGUUUAAUUCUUCAUGGUUUACAAGGUUUGAUUCGAGCACAAACGAACGUUGAUCAGCAUAAUCCAAAUAUAUGUGCCUUGCUCUAUCGUGAAUGGGGCGUUAAUCCGCAAUGUCUUGUCUAUCCAAAAUUUACGGGCUCACAAGCGACAAGUUGGAUGUGGCUCUGCGCACCUUUGUUUCUCUACGUUAUCGAACGUGUUCUUCGAUUUGUUCGUAGUUUACAAAAUACAGAGAUUCUCGAUGUUAUUCGACAUGAAUCGAGUGUCAUUGAACUACGUUUCCGAAAGAAAUUCAUGACUAAGCCACAACCCGGUCAAUAUAUCUAUUUAAAAUGCUUUUCGAUUGCUAAAUUCGAAUGGCAUCCAUUUACAGUCACUUCGGCACCGGAAGAAGACUUCGUCAGUGUACAUAUUCGAACAGCUGGUAAUUGGACAAAGAGUUUAACGGAAAAAUUUCUCAUGUACCCACAAGAUAUUCCAAGAUUAGGUAUUGAUGGUCCAUACGGAAGUCCUGCUGAUGAUGUCUUCAACUACGAUGGUGUAGUACUUGUCGGUGCAGGAAUUGGAGUUACACCAUAUGCAGCGAUACUGAAACACAUUCGUUCAAGUCAAUCGAGUCAUACUCGUCUUCGUCGUGUUUAUUUCUAUUGGAUAUGUAACACAACAUCAUGUUACGAAUGGUUUGCAGAAAUGCUUCAACAAUUAGAACGUGAUCUUCGCGAUCGACGAAACUUUCUAACCUACAACAUAUAUCUUACACAAUGGUCAAUGGGACAAAUGCGAGCUGUUAUUCAGAAUAACAAUGAUGACAGAGACAUUUGGACAGGUUUAGAGAGUAAAACACAUUAUGGGCGGCCGAAUUUUGAUGUGGAUUUUCAGGCGAUGAUCAACGAAGAUUGGCAAAUGAAUGGCAAACGUGAAAUUGGAGUAUUCGUAUGUGGACCGAAGCAAUUAGUGAAGCAAUUGCAACGUUUAUGUAUCAAAAUUAAUGAUCAUCAUUCGUCAACAAAUCAAGUUCAGUUUUAUUUAAAUAAAGAAAAUUUUUAG